CUGGGCUGGAGAGCGGCUGGAACCGCCGGAGCGGAGCUCGCGACCCGGCUGCCGGAGAGGGAGAAGAUGAGCGGUCCCAGAUCAGAGCCUCCAGCCCAGAGGACAUCAAGCCACCCCCAGGGAUCCACAAGCAGCCUCAGUGGCAGCCGCCAACCCCGGUAGCCGCGCGCGCUGCCCAGGACCGCGGAGGAGCCCGCCGGAGCGCAGUCUCCACGGAGACUCGGUGCCACCUGCGCGCGCCUCCGCGCACCUGAAGGCUGUCCACCCGCGGACCGGACCAGCGGGCUCCACGAAGCUUGGAUCGCCUUUGAAGGAACGGAAAAAUAGAAAAAAAAAAGAAAGAAAGAAAGAAAGAACCCCAAGAGCAGGCUUCCCCAGCCCAGACCCGCUGCCCUUCCAGGUUCCCCAAGUUUUUGAAAGCUGGCCACUCUGACCCCAGUUCCAGAAAACUGGCAGCCACCGAGCCCCGGGUCUGAGGAGGCAAACGCCCCACGAGCUCCCCGACACGCGGGGCGAGACUGAGGGCAGGUCGGAAGCGAGUCCAGCACCUCCGAGGCUUGACGCUGCGCGCUCACGCGGCUGCCACCGCCGCGGCCACCGCAGACCCAGCCUCGCACUCCAAGGCCGCCUACUGCUGCCCGCCAUCACCAUGUCCACCCCCGCGGCCAAUGCGUCUGCCUCCUUGCUUACGAACAGCCCGAACAGCCCGGUGACCAUCCCGGCGGUGAUGUUCAUCUUCGGGGUGGUGGGCAACCUGGUGGCCAUCGUGGUACUGUGCAAAUCGCGCAAGGAGCAGAAGGAGACGACCUUCUACACCUUGGUAUGCGGGCUGGCGGUCACCGACCUGCUGGGCACGUUGCUGGUGAGCCCGGUGACCAUCGCCACGUACAUGAAGGGCCAGUGGCCCGGCGGCCAGGCUCUGUGCGAGUACAGCACCUUCAUCCUGCUCUUCUUCGGCCUGUCGGGCCUCAGCAUCAUCUGCGCCAUGAGCAUCGAGCGCUACCUGGCCAUCAACCACGCCUACUUCUACAGCCACUACGUGGACAAGCGGCUGGCGGGCCUCACGCUCUUCGCCGUCUACGCGUCCAACGUGCUCUUCUGCGCGCUGCCCAACAUGGGCCUGGGGAGCUCGCGGCUGCAGUACCCGGAGACCUGGUGCUUCAUCGACUGGACCACCAACGUGACGGCGCACGCCGCCUUCUCCUACAUGUACGCGGGCUUCAGCUCCUUCCUCAUCCUCGCCACCGUGCUCUGCAACGUGCUGGUGUGCGGCGCGCUGCUCCGCAUGCACCGCCAGUUCAUGCGCCGCACCUCGCUGGGCACCGACCAGCACCACGCUGUCACCGCCGCGGCGGCCUUCGCCGCGACCGCCGGCCGGGGCCACCCGGCCGCCUCCUCCCCCGCCCUGCCGCGCCUCAGCGACUUUCGCCGCCGCCGGAGCUUCCGCCGCAUCGCGGGCGCCGAGAUCCAGAUGGUCAUCCUACUCAUCGCCACCUCCCUGGUGGUGCUCAUCUGCUCCAUCCCGCUCGUGGUGCGCGUGUUCGUCAACCAGUUGUACCAGCCGAAGUUAGUGCGAGAGAUCAGCAGGAACCCGGACCUGCAGGCCAUCCGGAUCGCCUCGGUGAACCCCAUCCUGGACCCCUGGAUAUACAUCCUCCUGCGGAAGACCGUGCUCAGCAAAGCCAUAGAGAAGAUCAAGUGCCUGUUCUGCCGCAUCGGAGGCUCCCGCCGAGACCUCCCGGGCCAGCACUGCUCCGAGAGCCGCCGGACCUCCUCCGCCGUGUCCGGCCACUCGCGCUCCUUCCUGUCCCGGGAGCUGCGGGACGUCAGCAGCACGUCGCAGACCCUCCUGUACCUGCCAGACCUCAGCGACCACGGCCUGGCCGGCGGCGGCGGCGGGAGCCUGCUGCCCGGCGUGCCCAGCGUGAGCCUGCCCCAGGCCCAGGUGGACACCACCUCCCUGAGGACUCUGCGGGUCUCGGAGACCUCGGACUCCUCGCAGGGGCAGGACUCGGAGAGCGUCCUGCUGGUGGGCGAGACUGCGGGCCGCGCGGGGCCCGGCGCCAAGGGCUGCGCCCUGCAAGUCCCGUUUCCCAACGAAACGCGGAACUUCUCGGAAAAGUGUAUAUAGUGGCUAAGGAAAGCAAUGCCGCACUGUUUCUGGAAGCUUCUAAAAAUCCUGUGCAAUAGACACAUAGUGAAGGGUGUAGCUGUGCUCAGAAGGGCUAUUUUCGUCCCGCGACUCACCGGAAAGAAAGUCUGCUUUUUGAGCGCUUUACGAUCACGCUGAUUCGCGCGGCUCCUGUGGCCUGAAACCUGUCGCGGGGGUGGGGGGGCCCUCUCCAGGGCGGAUUGCGGUCACCACUUGGUCGCCGAGAUCGGCCCUUCGUCUUCUACUUGACAGGACGCUGGCUGAAGUGUCGCUGUGCUCAGAGCGUCAGGCGCUUUGCCCCUGGCCCGCAACGGCUGGCCAGGGUGGAAACGCUUCGGAGCGGCGACUGCGAGAACUACCUUCGGGGUGAUUUCAGCGUCUCACUAAAGCAUGAAAUGUGAAUUUUAUUGUUGUAAAUAUGACUCGAGGUAUUUAAAGUAUUUUCUUCUCUGUGAGAAGGUUUAUUGUCAAUACAAGGUAUAAUAAAAGUAUGGUAACCCCUCUAUUCCCAGUAUAACUAGCUGAAGUUAUAGAUGCUUGGUUUGGGGGGAAGGGGGUUCAUACACAAGUUCAGGCCAAGGUGUUGAAAAUUCAGUGAAACUCACUAUGAAGGGGAUACAGAUUUUUUUUUUACAAGAAAGAGUACGGUUAUAGGAAUAAGGAAAAAUACUAUUGAAGACAUGAAAAUUCCAGUCCAGAAUGCUUAGGUUUGUUCUCGUGCUUCAUAUAACGCAGCGAAAAACGUUCAGUGCUGACUACAUGCAUUCAUCCAGAAAACUGACUUCUGGAGCACCCAACGUGCUGGCUGGCCGAUAUUUUCUACUUCUGUCCCCGCCAAGUGGUACUUUUUAAAAUGUUAACAUAAAAUUUUGAAAAGCCUGUAAUAAGUACCCAUAGUGGAACUGUACAACAUAAAAGUAAAACAUCUAAGCAGCCUGUUUCCCCCCGGGAAUUGUGCACAGGUUUACUCUCCUGGAGAGAGGAGCUAGAAUGCCCAGGACAACAGCAGAGGAAGACAGAUUUGCGGGCCCCGGAACGACCUUUACGUCCAGACGGGAAAGGGCUGGUGAAACCAGCCUUUCACAGACCUUAGCAGAGUCUCACGAGACAAGGGGGAGACAAGGGGCACGCAGGGUCCCCGCGUCUAACAGUUCCGUGUGGCGCCCCGUGACGCUGUGCACACAUGUGAAGGAAACCUUCUCAAAAAAACAUUAAGCAUGUUUUGUUGCUUAACAGUGUUUUUUGUGAAUCGCUUGGUUGUAGUUCAAUUCUGAGCCUGAUAGUGAUACGGUUUAAAGAAGCAGUUGUACCAACUGAAAUUAUUUUGAGAUUAUAACAAAUAAAAAUACGCUCAAUCUGA
This is a messenger RNA of Phyllostomus hastatus (greater spear-nosed bat), 3512 nucleotides long. It is a transcript of the gene PTGER4, whose product is annotated as prostaglandin E receptor 4. The record is from RefSeq and is a predicted model, not a curated record. Gene Ontology annotation, biological process: negative regulation of inflammatory response; adenylate cyclase-activating G protein-coupled receptor signaling pathway; inflammatory response. Gene Ontology annotation, molecular function: prostaglandin E receptor activity. The coding region runs from base 650 to 2131 and encodes 493 amino acids. Lineage: Eukaryota; Metazoa; Chordata; Mammalia; Chiroptera; Phyllostomidae. The transcript is spliced from 4 exons. Gene Ontology annotation, cellular component: plasma membrane.